UUACAAGGAUUACCUCUUACAAAAAGAUAACAAAGAAACACGGCUGACUAGACAAACGUUUGGACGUGGAAACACCAUUAAUAACAAACACUUACAGGACAUAUUCGUUGGAAAACACAAGUUUUAAUGGAAAACUAAUUAAUUGAAAUGUGUUCUCGGAAAAGCGUCUUUUAUUUUUGGAAAGGAUGGACGCGGUGUUAUUCAAUUUCGUUGUUAUUAGGAGGAUUGAAAUGGAAAUAAUGGCCAUUACUUUGGCGAAUAAAUAGAAGAUUUACAUUGUUAGAGGAGAAUUUCAUGAAUAUGGACAAGUGCAAUAAUUCAUUGUAAAGUCAGCUCUGGUUAUGAAUGAUAAAUCUAAAAUUCUGAGUUUCAUGAGCCCUUUCGCUGUCUUCCGAAUUAAAUAGCAAUAUAUUAGUUAGAUCUUAUGAGGGUUUUAUCAUUGUGCCAACAGUUUAAUGUUCCAUACGUGUUCGAAAGUUUGCACUUUCUCUGGUCGUUAAAUAGCUAUUUUUAUUGCAUUAAAACUGUUAGUUUAGUGACGCUGGUUGGUAUCUGUACAUUGAGUAUUUAUCGCUAGGAUUUGAUUUUUACACGUGUUUUAAAUGUGUAAAAUUGCUAAGCUACCUACAUCCCUACUUCAUUAUUGUGAAAACUAACUUAUUAUAGAAAGGCUGUUUUUGUUGAGGUAGGUAAGAGCAUAGUGGCGUGUGGAGUUCAAAUAACCGGAAAUAGCUAAAACUAAUCCGAGCAAUAAACCCCUUGGGUAGAACUAGUGGUGGUCGAAUUGCGUAACAUGUCCGGGUUUUGUUAGCAUUCUAACGAUCAUUUCGGGUUAAGGUCGCCGUAAAAAGUUACAUAUUAUUCCCAAAUCCGUAUGGUGAAAUUAAGCUAUUAGCUAAGACUUGUGUGACACGCCAUAAAGCCAUCAGAGGAGUUGGCAGCGCGCCACAGCCAAAUAGUGACAGAAACGAAGCCCGUGAGUCAGCGGUACGACGCGGAACCUGUGUGCGGCGGCGCGAUCGAUAGACACUGCACCCCCCUCGCGCCGCGCGCCUGCACCUGCCGGCAGAACCCACGGCCCCAGCGAGCCGUCCGCCACACGACAAAAACACGCGUAAAAUCCUCCAAAAAUCGACAGAAACACCAAAAAACAGUGCUUUCCUCCAAGUCAAUUUCACCAUUAGUAACCAGUUCAGUGGUUCAAGGUCGCCACGGUCGACGACCCCGGUUAACUUUAGGAGAAACGUCUACCUCAUAAAGUAUUAGUCGAAUACGCCGCUGUUUAUUAUUUGUGUUGAUUUGUGAAAUUUUAUUUUUAAUUAUUACGUGUAGUGGGCAAGGUCGUGGUGCGUUUGCUGUGCACAAAUGUUGAAUCUUUAUCAUUGGAAACACGCGCGUGCUCCGCGGCGGUACACAACAAAGGAGGUUGCGCUAAUCGCCUUUUCCUGACUUCUUAUUGCUUUGCUUUGUGGAUGUGAAUAAAUCUGGUCUGCAGCGAUGGCGUCUAAAGUCCUGGUGCCAGCUGCUCCGUUCACGAAGCUCCAAACCCAUCAUCUGCAGGUGAGCAAGUCACCGCCGGAGCCGUCUAGCGGAGGCUUCAUCAUCGGCGGGGAUCCUGUCGCCAGGGUCGCGCACCUGGAGCACAGCGUCAGGUUCCUGCAGGAGCAGCACCGGCUCAUGCUGAAUGGGCUACACAGCGAGAUUGAAGCGCUGAGGGAGAGGAAUAGAGAUUUGCAGUUCCAACUCAUAUUCAAUAAAGAAUCGUCUCCCAAAACCAGUUCGCCUGCAGCCGAGGAAAAUACCGAAAACAAUGAGACGAAGCUGAAACGCGAGGUGACCCGCUUGGAGCAGGAGGCGACUGCCGCCCGCGCCGAGGCGAAGGCCGCGGAGGCACGCGCCUGCCAGCUGCAGCUUUUAGUUGAUGCACAGACUGAGAAGCUGCGCGCGCUGGAGGUGUCGCAGUGCGCGUCGUGCGGCUCGGAGGGGGGCGCGGCGCAGGAGUCGCGCGCCGAGCUGCGCGCGCGGCUGGGCGAGGCGGAGCGCCUGGUGCGGCGCCUGCGCGCCGACGCCGAGCGCCAGCGCAGAGAGGUACCGCCGGGCGGCGCCGUCACUAACCUCUUGUUCGACGGCCACGCUCACUUACAGUGUAUGAAGAAUUCUUUGCACGCGAGUCUGCGAGCCAGCGGGCUGGACGCGUACGGCUACCAGAACAAUUACCACUUCCCGCCUGUCCACACUCCUGACUUUUGGCGAGAACCGCUCAGAGAGGAAUUCAACAUGGUGGGUUCCCGAGGGCGGAGCACGCGGCGACCGCUUACACUGCCAGAACUCUCCGGACAACAAAUGCACCGCUCUACCGUAUAUGCUAAUAAUCAUACACGUCCCAGAGCCAAUGGUUACGACAAGAACAAAAAGGUCCAGUCAGUGAACGGCGAAGCUGCCACUACCUCUCCUAAGACUCCGGACGAACCUUCAGCGAGCGGCCCGCGAGCCCGCGCGCGCCGCCAGCCGCGCCGCCACGCCGACCACACGUAGUGAUCACCAGUCGCUCACUCAGGACCGCCCGAACCUCGAUGUCAAACACUACACUACGCUCUUGUCCACUGGCUUUGCUUAUCUGAAGGUUGUAGCGACUACACUAUAGGUACCUACACUCAACUUUUAUUGGAAUGUUGAGUCGAACGAUAUUUUGCCUAGUCUAUCCUAUUCACUCAAUUCCUUAAAUGAUCCAAUACUUUAAAAUACUGUCAAAUUUAAUGAAAAACUCGUAUAUACCAAUGCGCAUGCGCAAGGCAACGCUAACUUCGGAAAAGUAAAGUUACUUGACGAGAACUAUAUCAACCUACUUCACUGAAGACCAUUCUACUAUUUACAUGUUAAUGUCAACAUAAAGGUCAUGUCCAGUGUUAUAUUUGAACAACCACUAAACAUGUAUAAAGUUUUAUCCAUACUACAUACACUAUCCAUAAUACGUAAUGAGUUUAAUAACUCUAUAUUUUUAAUGGGGAACGCACAUUUAACAAAGAAAAUACAAGAGAGUACAAAGGAUAUAGAAAAAAUGCUUGGAGGCUCAGACAAAAAUGUGAAGCUAUCUUUACCCCAAUAGAUGUGCGCUCACCAUGAAAGUUAUCUUAUAUUUGGUAUAUCUCCAUUAAAUCAACAAGCUACUUAAGUACCUACAUAUGUACUUGUCAAAUCUUCAAAACUUACUGAAAGCAUAUUCCGCGCACGUAAAAUGCUGGAACAACGAACAUGUUUUGGAAUAUCAUAAUUUGCAUGAAAAUUAUGUUCGUAUGAAUCUAUAAAAUAUCAAUAUAGAAAGACUGAAAGACCAAAGUAACGUCAUAUUUUUAGGCACCAGUCUAACAAAAAAAAAAACAAAAGUUGGUGUCUAAAAAAUCCAAAGCUGAAAUUCGACACCUAAAAUAUAUUGGCUAGUCAAUUUAACAAAUUUUAAAAAUUAAAAUACAAUUCUCUCCAUGAACUAAUUGACCAACAAAUUACAAUCGUAAAAUUGAGGACCUAUGUAAUAAUUAUUGUAUGUACCAAUGUAAGCGUCUCACACACUUUAGACAAAUUCAAUGUAGAAUACAGUUUAAAAAAGCAUUCAACUAUUUACUACUGAAACGUAGCAAUUUGAUGUUAUGCUAUAUCUCCCAUUAUUUAUAAUUCAGCCACAUAAUGAAACCUAUUUUAGCUACCAACUGUCUCUUUCUAUCAAGGAAAUAAGACGUAUGACGGAAAGAGACAACAGCUUAAAUGGCGGAUGGCUGGAUUAUGAAUAAGGUGAUCAAUAUUUAUCGUGUUUGAGGCGCUUAACUUAAAAAAAAACCUCACUGUGGGCUGAAAAAUGUCUCCAUGAAAUUGAUAAUGUAGUUUCAAUAACAGCCACCUAGUUAGACUGAAUAUGAAAACUGUACCACUUAUGCACAAGUUCACUGACAUAAAUGUUCGAUUUUCUUAAAACAACUCGUUACUUUAAAACUUAAAGGUGAAAAUUCAUAGUUAGCAGGUGUUUUAAGAAAACUGUCGUUAUGUUGUCGGUAAACUUGAGCUUUUAGACAAAUAGCGUAACAAAUAAUCGACGGUUGGGCAGCACUAAAGGAUUCAAUUACUAUGGUAUAAUCGUAAUCGCCUUCUGUAACGGUAAUAUAUUACUAACUCGUAGUUAUCGUAUAGCCUCAGACGACCGUGUUGAACUGGAGCCGUUACUUAAUGCUGCACGGAACACUCACUGUCUGAAAAUAUGUAACUGUCAAACGUAUCCAAGAUGGCGCUGACAUUCAUGGCGGCCAUCUUGAAUCUUUGACUUAAAAUUACCUAAAACCCUGAUAAGUACCGAAAACGUGGAUUUCGUGAACUGUAAUUACCACCUACAGUUCGCAAAAUCAUUCAUCAACAAAGCUCUGUUUUACUUCUCUCAAUGAGAAGUGUUAUUUAUUAUAGAGAACACCAAUUUCCAAUUCAUGAGUAUUUAGAGAUGUCAUUUUAUACCUAAGUAUGCUUGUGAAAACGCAUGAACUUUUAAUUUUCCGUUCACAAUAAACUUGUCUUUGUCAAUUACUAUUAUAUUGUGGCGUUAGAAAAUUAAAAAGGUAUGCGCACAUGCAAUAUGUGAAAAAUAUGUUCCCGUGCAGCAUUAUGGACGAGCCCUUAGAUUUUGCUCAUUUGUGAUGUAAAGUGCAAUUUUGUACAUACAUGUAACAGUAAAUUUAGAAAAACUUAGUACUUAUGAGCAAUAAUGCUACGUAAUAGUUGCUUAGUGUUAUGUCUCUUUCUUUUAUUAUAACGAAUAAAAAGGACGCAAGACGAACAUUGGCGAGUAGGUUUUUCUUUAUUAGAAUGUACAAUAUUUUGGUUGCCUUCGGAAUCCAGUGAGAUAUCCCAGUAAUAAUACUGCCAUUAGCAUUUAUUUUCCACAGGACACGGAAUGCGAACUACGGCAUAACGGUAUGAUUAUGUACUAAAAUAUAAAGACUAAAAUAUUUUUAGCUGAAUUUAGAGUUAUUAUUAAAUAUAGUUAAAAAUGAUCUGCGAUUUUAAUCAUGUUUAAAGUUUAGAUAAACAACGUUUUUUAUAUAGUUACGCAGUUGUCCGCCCGAUUGCCGUGUAAGUGUGAACGGUCCUCAACGCUACAUUUGUGAGAGUGAUGUAGACCUACUAAAUGCUAUAUUUGUAGCCUUAUCCAUAUUAAUCUAAUUUAUUAAAUAAUACUAUUAAUUAUUAUAUUUGAAUAUUAUAAUUAUUGAUAUGAUAAUAUAUUUAUUGCAAAUG
Molecule: messenger RNA, 5274 nt
Organism: Helicoverpa zea (corn earworm)
Lineage: Eukaryota; Metazoa; Arthropoda; Insecta; Lepidoptera; Noctuidae
Exons: 9
Coding region: 1498-2535 (345 amino acids)
Source: RefSeq, a predicted model, not a curated record